AGGUGGCGCUGGGGCCUCGGGGCGGGCACCUCAACUGUCCCUCCCUCCUUCCCUCUUUCCCCUCCCCCAGCCCGACCGCCCGCGCGGCCGGGCCUCGCAGGCCGCCUCCGCGGGGAGAGCACGGGACCCGGUGGGGGAGGGGGUGGCGGAGUGCUAAGUCCCAGACCCUCCCCAUCCCUUGCGUCCUGAGUUUGCCUCCCGCGGCCAGAUGAUGGAACCUAGUGGGAAGAGGCGAACGACAGCCCCCCAUGAGCGAGCCCUGGCGCCCCCCCCACCUCCGGAGACCAGCGGACGCCCCAUGCCCCACCCCGCGGGGACAGGCAGGGCAACAGAGGGAGAGGUUGAAGAUUGGAGGGGCCUAGCCUUUUGCUUCUUCAUGGGGGUGGGGGGAGGGGUGUUCCCCACUUGUCACCCCUUUUCCCAGCAGAACCAUAUGGAAGAAGAGCAGGCAGGUCUCCACCUACCUGUUCAUGCACCUCCCUGCCUUCCUCAUGUUUUCCUUCAGUCUCCCCAAGAGGUGUGGGGCCGGGACCUGGGGGGAAGGUCCCCAAGGGAUUUGUGACUCUCCUCCCUGUUGGCCUGACCUGAUCCUACCUUGUCUAGGUUCAGCACAACCUCAGCAUCCCUGAAACAGGAGUGUCAGGGGUUACUGCCAUCCAAUAGGAGAUGGGGUGGGGGUCUGAUCUUUAUUUUUGGGGGCUGCUGGUGGAGGGAAAGCCUGAACUGAGAGUUAGGCCUGGUGGGGUUGCUGAGAGGGCCUAACGGCCUGCUGCUCUCUGAAGGGCUGAGCCCCGUGCCAGUUGUUAAACUGAGAAGUUUUAACUUGUUUAGUGACUGUUCAGGGCUGUCUCUACCCUUCAGAUACACAAAAUGGAAGGGGAAGGAAGGCGGCAAGAGAGGGCUUCUUACACUUUUUUCAAUGCCUGCUUGAGAAAGAGGAGGCCCCUCGCGGAGCUGGUUUGCCUUCUUUUGUGUCCUGGUUUGAUUCCUUAUGGCUUCCGUUCUGUUCCCCCUCUCAGCCUGGCCUGUUUUAGGAAACUCAGGCUGAGAGUAUCAGUUGCGUGGUGGUAGUUGCAUUGUUCCAAUUACCGCUGUGUGUGGCCACAUCCCAACAAUUAAAAUGCAGAAAAACACAAAUUCACUCUCUUGACUUGAUCCUAGAGAUGGCUGGGAGUUUACUGUUUGUCCAAAUGCCUCAUGAAAAGCUAGAGAGUUUGCUUCACUCCCUGCUCCUCAUAGCUGGUUAGCCUGAGGCCUGGGGUCUGGGGGGUAAAAUCCUGCACUUAGGUUCCCACUCUGGUUGAUCUUUGAGGGCAGCAGAGUUAAGAAACCAGGAGCAGAAGUAAUAUAAGCUUUAGCUUCUCCCGUAAGAAUAUAGGGGAAGCAGCUGAAGAGAGCUCCCCGGAAGCUAGAAUUUUGUUCAGGGUGGUAAUAAUUAUGCAUGAAAAUGAUAGUUAACUAUAACGAUGAUUGACUUCUCUUGCACUUUUCUUCUAAAGAACUCCAAAUACAUACAGGUUUAUCUCUCUGCUCUUCCUUGUGGCCUCCUUCUGAAGUGUGAAUGGGGUGGAGAUAAUUUCCUCUUCUUUGUAGAGUGAUCUGCCCCCAAGGUCACAGAAGGAGCAGCCCUCUUGGGCUUUUCUUAGUGUACAGGUGAGGGAGGAUGGUAUUCAGCCAGAGAGAUAGACCCUAUUGCCUUCUUCAUCUUACUGAUUUCAUUACUUCUGACAUUCUGAGGGCUUGAAGAUUCACAAACGGGAACAAGAAAUGGUAGUCUAUGUGGACUCCUGAUUUUUAUAGGCCAGAUGGUACAUUUUGUACAUAUUAAUAUGUUCUAUUGUUCCUGUGACAGGUUAAGAUUAUUCUGCCCACUUUACAUAUGAGUAAACUGAGGCCAGGGAGUAUUAAAUGAUUUGUCAAAACUCUUUGCAAAUUGGAUUAAUAAUUAGAUUUCUUGAUGAUUUGUUCUCUUGACUAGCUAAUGCUACACACAUUCUCUGGUAAGCUGUCAGCUUGCUGGUCAUUUCCGGGAAUGGACAGAAUAAAAUCAAGAUACUGGCUUAACCUCCCCUUUUCCCUUGAGCAAGGCCCCUCAGACUCAGCAGGCAUGACUGGAGAGGGAAGUCCCAAUGGUGCUAGAAUGGUGCUGCAGUGGCAGAAGACGGCUUACGAGUGAGGUCUGGAAGAACAACAGGGAAGACAUCCAUCAUUUGCUCCAAAGUGUGCAAGUCAAAUCCUGGGGAGAAUCAUGAUAACCCUGAUCACUGAGCAGCUACAGAAGCAGACUCUGGAUGAGCUGAAAUGCACACGCUUCAGCAUCAGUCUGCCUUUGCCUGAUCAUGCAGACAUCUCCAACUGUGGAAACCCUUUCCAGCUUGUGUCUGAAGGUGCUUCCUGGAGGGGCCUGCCCCACUGUUCCUGUGCUGAGUUCCAGGACAGCCUCAACUUCAGCUACCAUCCCUCAGGCCUGAGCCUGCACCUCAGACCACCCAGUCGGGGAAGCUCCCCCAAGGAGCAGCCCCUCUCCCAAGUCCUAAGACCUGAGCCCCCAGACCCAGAGAAGCUUCCUGUGCCCCCUGCCCCUCCAUCCAAGAGGCACUGCCGCUCACUCUCAGUGCCCGUGGACCUGUCUCGCUGGCAGCCAGUGUGGCGGCCCGCCCCCUCCAAGCUGUGGACUCCCAUCAAGCACCGGGGCAGUGGUGGAGGGGGUGGGCCGCAGGUGCCUCACCAGAGCCCCCCGAAGCGGGUCUCCAGCCUCAGGUUCCUCCAAGCUCCCAGUGCCUCUUCUCAAUGUGCCCCAGCCCACAGACCCUACAGCCCUCCUUUCUUCAGCCUGGCCCUGGCCCAAGAUUCCUCUCGACCCUGUGCUGCCUCCCCUCAAAGUGGCUCCUGGGAGAGUGAUGCUGAGUCCUUGUCACCUUGCCCACCUCAGCGCCGCUUCUCCUUGUCACCCAGCCUGGGCCCGCAGGCAAGCCGCUUCUUGCCCUCUGCCCGGAGCUCUCCUGCAUCCUCCCCAGAGCUGCCCUGGCGACCUCGAGGUCUCCGCAACCUUCCCCGAAGCCGCUCACAGCCUUGUGAUCUGGAUGCCCGCAAAACUGGGGUCAAGCGGCGCCACGAGGAGGACCCCCGGCGUCUGCGGCCUUCCUUGGACUUUGACAAGAUGAAUCAGAAACCAUACUCAGGAGGUCUCUGUCUCCAAGAAACAGCCCGGGAAGGCAGCAGCAUCUCUCCACCGUGGUUCAUGGCCUGUAGCCCCCCACCCCUCUCUGCUUCCUGCAGCCCCACUGGGGGUUCCUCCCAGGUGCUGAGUGAAAGCGAAGAGGAGGAGGAGGGGGCUGUGCGGUGGGGUCGGCAGGCGCUGAGCAAGCGGACACUGUGCCAGCAGGACUUUGGGGACCUGGACUUGAAUUUGAUUGAGGAGAACUAAAACUGAGAGGCUACUUCCUGGGGCCACACAGACUGACUCUCUCAUGGCUACUAACAAGUGUCGAGGCCCCAAGACUGGGGGCCAAGCCUGGGAAUGGGGGUGAGUGGAGGGCUCCGACUCAGGGCAGCCGGAAAUCUUCUCGCUCCAGCAAGCUCGACCAUGCCGAGAGACUGGCCGGGACAAGAUAAACGGAGCUGGUGGCGGGAGGGACAGCCCCAGAGCAGACCCUUCCCAUGGCGGCCCUGAGUGUGAGUAUCCCUGCCACGAAGAGAGCAAUGGGCAGGGAAGGAACGGGUCUGCUGACCCCAGCUCGGGGAAUUUACUAGCCCCUUUGCUUCAAAGGGCACUUGUGUCUUAGAAUUUGGCCAGGGUGGGGGGUUGAGUCAGCCUCCUCAGAGAAACUGCGUGAGAGUGUGUGCGUGCAUGGGAGUGUACUUGUGGAACGGUGUGUUUGCGUAGCCUUAGGGAAGGAAGGCAAUUGCUCCUUAACAGCAGAGUAUCAUGAUACCCCGGGAUCUUGAGUAUUUUACAGGAUGUUGGGGUUGCUCAAGGAGUCAAGAGGAGGGCGCGAAGUUUUCCUUUUUUCUAAAUAGCUCUGGAACCAGGCUUGUAAUCCAUAGCAUCACCGACUCUGCAAAGGAUUUCAUUUUGGGGCACAGCAGGGUGUUUUAAGUGCUGUGACUUCAGCUAAUGAUCUUUUCCUCAGCCCCACCCCGUCCCCACUAGCUCGAUCUAGUAUAUUGGGGAAUGCAGGUGGGAGGUGUCACCAUAUUUUUUCUGAGCUGGCCUUUUUUUCUCAUUAGAUUGUCUAGGCUAUAUACCACCUGCCUCUUUUGCCCUCUUGAAUAGAGUUGCACACAGCACACGGGCAACUGAGGCAGGGUUGAGGGACUCUCUCUCUGUCUCUCUCUGCCUCUGCUGAUAGGACCCUUUUCCCUCACCCUCUGCCCUUCUAGGUCAUAGACUAGGUAGGAAGGCCCUAUAUUGGUCUGCAGCAUCUACUGAGGCAGACCUGCAACAGAAGUGGCAUUCAGUCCCCAGCAGACAUGAGUGAGCUCACCCCAGCACUGCUGUUGGGAAGGUGACUGCAGGAAACCAAUUCUUAUAAGAUCCAGGCCCAGCCUUUUUGACCUGCUUGAGAAGGAGGAAGGGGUGGUUGGCAUUUAAUAGUUUGCUUGUCUUCCACUCAUGCCAGGAAGUGUUUAUUUGCCUUUAAUUGGCCCUGAGAGACCAUAGGGAGGUUGGGGCUCACUGAGGGAUUGGCUGAGGAUGUAUAAAGCAAAGGCUGUGAGAAGCAGUUGGGAGUUUGGUUGUCAUUGGAUUGAAUUUACUUUUUUGUUUCUCACCCGCAACUUGAGCCAGGACAGCUGGUCCCAGUGGCCACAGUGAUGGGUUUAAGGACCUUGGUAGGGCUGGCACCAGUGGAAACACAUACUGAAGCUGACCCCACAGUAGCUUGUGAGGUUUUGUCCAGCUUUGGUUAGAUCCUAUAUGACCAAAUUGGACCUGCCCUUCUUCUUUAUGGCAAGAAGGGCAUUUUUCUCUUCAAUUUCCAGGGUUUCCUAGGACCCAGUUCCUCUUGUAAGGGAAGAAGACCAAGGUCUUUGUGUUUUCUUCCUCAUGGAAUUGAACCUGACAUUUUCUGGAUCUCCUGCAUGUCAGGAGCAUCAGUGAGGCUUCAGCCUCCUCGUCUCCACUCCAGAGGGGAGGUGGCCAUGUAUUCUUAAGCCUCUGGCCCUCAGAAGCUCCUCUCUAUCUCCUGGCUAGUUACCACUGGGCUACCAGGUCUCUAGGGGCUUGAGAGAGGCCCUCUGGAGAAUCCAGGGAAACCGUGAGCCCAGGAGUUGUCCAUCUAUGGUUUCAUUCCUCCCCUGGCUCUUCUCCCUCUUCAGGCCAUAAUUUUCCUGGUGCCAACUUCUUUUCCUCCUGGGGUAUCCUCAUCCCUGGGCUCUCUGCUGCAGAUUGGCUGUGCCAGCUUCCCACAGGUCACUGGCAAUACCAGUGAGUUUCUGCAGGCCCUAAGCUGAAGAAGUGAGGCAGUGAUUCUGCCUCCAUCCUGGUUUCCCCAAAGCCCCAGGGCACCAUCCUUAGGGGAGAAGGUCUACAGUUAUCAUUAUUUUAAUUCCCUUACUUUCAGUCUGGAAAACUAAGCUAGUCAGAACUAUCAUCUUGCUUCCCAAUCUAAGAACCUGUGGCUCUGGAACACUUUUCAAGAAGUGGUUCAUUUUGCUUUACACAGUAGAUCUGUGUCAACAGUUCUGUGUAAACCAAAUGCUGUUUUUCAAUGCAUUUGGACUGCUGACCAUUUAAAAGCAGCCUAUGAUUGCUUCUUUUUGUAAAGCAAGCAACCUCCCUCCACUUUAACUGUUUUGACUAUUUGAAUUUUCACAUAUUGGGCUUACCCAGAGUGGAGCACACCUCCAGGGCAUGUGGCUGACACUGGGUAGAUGUCUGCAUCUGUGCUGUGUGUGUGGUGUGGUUGGCCAGUAGGUGAGUAUCCCUGUGUGUGUGAGUGAAGCCACUCCCCAGGCUGGUGCUCUCUUCCUGUGCCCAGUGACUGCCCAGUGGCAGCCCAGCUGCCCUUCACUCCCACCUGCUGCCAAAGUCCCUGUGCUAAUGGGAUUACAAAUACAAAAAGUGGAAAAAAAAAUUUUCGUAAACUUCGUUUUAUAUUAAAAAAAAAAUCCAUAAGUCUGUGUGUGUUAAACAUGAGGUUCUGCCUCUGUGGCUGUGUUUGAAAAAAUAAAGUUUUAUUAGAAUAAUCCAUUUUCCCAAGCAA
Molecule: messenger RNA, 6206 nt
Organism: Rhinopithecus roxellana (golden snub-nosed monkey)
Lineage: Eukaryota; Metazoa; Chordata; Mammalia; Primates; Cercopithecidae
Gene: FAM53C
Product: family with sequence similarity 53 member C
Exons: 5
Coding region: 2249-3427 (392 amino acids)
Biological process (GO): protein import into nucleus
Cellular component (GO): nucleus
Source: RefSeq, a predicted model, not a curated record